UAUUCCGAAUGCAUCAAAGUAUUGUGUAAUUUUCCGUGCGAACACGGAAUCGGGAACGUGGGACACACUGCAUCAAACUAACAACGCACUAAGCCUGCAGCGGUGCCUAUGGACUACGGCGGUGGUGGCGGCAGCGCAUCCGGCAGCGGGACGAACAACGCCGAGGCGUCGGAUCUGAACAUGUGCGGGGGUCAGGAUAUGCUGGAGGGCAAGGCCAAGGAGAAGGCACGUCGCUACUGGACGCCUAGCGAGGAGGAGCGUCUCUACGAGAUCUGGGGCCGCGACAACUGGCGUCUGACGCGGAAUGGCAAGAAUACGAUAUUCUUUGCUCAGUGGGCGGAGGAGUUGCGCGAACGUUUCGGGGUGGAUGUGAAGCCCGAGGAGAUACAGAUGAAGGUUAACCAGACGAGGGCCAAGUUCAGAUCGGUGAAGAAGCAGCUGCUGUCGGAUCCCACCAGUUAUCCCAAUCGCUGGAAGAAGUACGACAUUAUCAAUCGAAUACUGAAGAACCUACACAGGCCGAAGGAUGCCGAACCCUUGCCCCCGGGUGCACUGCUUAACAAUCGCGAUAUGACUCCGCCCAGGGAGAAUAUGACUCCCCAGCCGCAGCAGCAAGGUCUCAAUCUCACCACAGAGGCGACGGCGGCCACCAGCUUCUACAACAACAGCAGCAACAGCAACAACAGCAGCAGCCACAACAACAACAACAGCGGCGGCGGUGGGAUGAGCUUCAAUACGGAACUAUUUACGGAUCAGUACGAUGAGGCGGUGAAGCAGGAGUACGAGGACGACGAGUAUCGUUCGAUACCCUUCCAGGAGCCACUCCAACAGUAUUCGCCAGCCGAGCCAGCUCAAUUGCUCGAGCUGCAGACGCCACAGCAGAUACAACAGCAGCAACUCCAACAGCAACAGCAGCAGCCACAAUUUCAACCCGGAUACGGGCAACAAUUUCAGCAGCAGCCAAGUGUCUACACAAACAGCAGCAGCAAUGGAACCGCCGCGACCAUCAAUCAUCAGCCGAUCACCGCCGUGGCGUACAUCAACAGCAGCAACAACACGAUCAGUGUGGCCACCAAUGCCAAUGGAGGAACAGUCGGGAUGAGCUCGCCCGCACCGGCACCGCGGAGACGCGGUCGUCCCUUUGGAUCGUCGAAUACCCUAGCGGCCGACUCCCUGGAGGCCCUGUACAUGGAGGAGGUGCGUCGGAAUACCCAGCUGAUCGCCGAACAGACAAAGAUAUCCCGUCAACGUUUGGAGCUGGAGGAACGGAAGCUGGACUUGAUGCAGACCUUCUUCCCCAAGGUACUGGAGAAUCAGACCCUGAUCCUCAACCGCUUCAUGCAGUGGGAGGCCCGACCUCAGCCGACCCAGCAGAUGCACCACCAUGCGCAACCAGAUUCCGGGCAGCCACAGCAGUGAGCAGAAUUUUCGGAUAUUUUUAAGCAAAUCAAAGUUUGUAGUUUUCAGGAUCGCGACGCAUUAAUAUUUGUCAAAUUUUUGAAAUUUUUUAAAGUCGAUUUGGUGUCCAACAAUUUAAUUUAAUACAAUUUAAUACCCUACACAUUUAAAAUAUAUGCAAACAAGCAAAAGUG
Molecule: messenger RNA, 1592 nt
Organism: Drosophila persimilis
Lineage: Eukaryota; Metazoa; Arthropoda; Insecta; Diptera; Drosophilidae
Product: myb-like protein AA
Exons: 3
Coding region: 109-1419 (436 amino acids)
Biological process (GO): positive regulation of DNA-templated transcription
Cellular component (GO): nuclear body
Source: RefSeq, a predicted model, not a curated record